CAUGUUGAAAGAUAUUUUCAUUUUUCUUCAAUUAGCAAUACAUAUGUACUCUUUGCCAAGUGAAGAGGAUAAUCUCAUUAGAAAUAAUCCUUCUUAUCAAAGUACAACAAAUCUCGGCUCGUUAAUUAACGUUUAUUGGGCUUAUAAGGCCAAUGACGAUAGGAUUUUUUUUGGCCAUGUUAAUAAUAUAUACGAAGGUAGUUAUACAAGCAGAAACAUUCCUGAAAAAAGUUGGUGGAUGGUUGAUCUUCGUAAUUCUUAUGAAGUAACGUCUGUUUGCGUUGCGAAUAGAGCUGAAGAUGGACACUAUAAUGAUUAUUUAAAAAGUUUUAAAAUAUUCACAAAACUUCAUCCGAACGAUAAUGAAGGUAAAUAUUGCAAUGAACGUGGAUCUACACCAAUACCAAAGGCUAUACACAAUCCGGAAGUAGAUUAUGUAUGUUUCGAUUGUCCAUCAAAUCCAACUGGAUCAUUUGUUGAAAUAAUACAAACUAUAGUCGGCAGCCAUUUUGGUAUGUGUGAUGUUAAAAUCUUUGGAAAUUUAAAAUCGGAGAGAGACUUUCAAGUAAUCGAUCUAUCAAAUUCAAAAUUAUUUGAAAACCAUUUAAAUAUCAAUCAUUUAAGAGAUUUCAAUCUGGCGACUGAGUUUGAGAAGUCAUCUUCAAAAGAUAUAUUUUUUAGAAUUGAUUUUCAGAGUAUUAUAAAAGUUAAAGGAUUAAUGAUAAUUGGUUCCCAAUAUGAUGAUUCUGAGAUGAAAUUUACCAAUGUCUAUAUUUCUGUUAGCAACACACCACAUACAACUUUUAAUAGAAAUCUUGUAUUUCUUAUUGAAAAUUAUAUUCCAAAUGUAUUUGCCAAGUAUAAAACUCAUAAAUUGUUUUCAAAUACCACCGUUUCGGGAAGAUAUUUACUUAUGAAUAUUUAUAAUCCCAAUGUAUUGGAUUUUAAAAUAUCUAUGACAGAGCUCACCGUUUAUGGACAUACUGUUGGUCAAAUUAGAGGUUCAAAACUUCACGCCUACUGA
Molecule: messenger RNA, 1024 nt
Organism: Dimorphilus gyrociliatus
Lineage: Eukaryota; Metazoa; Annelida; Polychaeta; Dinophilidae
Source: the annotation of a GenBank genome assembly